Hirsutella rhossiliensis is the source of this 1212-nucleotide messenger RNA. RefSeq names its product fibronectin type III domain-containing protein. Gene Ontology annotation, molecular function: protein dimerization activity. The transcript has 2 exons. Lineage: Eukaryota; Fungi; Ascomycota; Sordariomycetes; Hypocreales; Ophiocordycipitaceae. Gene Ontology annotation, biological process: conjugation with cellular fusion; Golgi to plasma membrane transport. Gene Ontology annotation, cellular component: trans-Golgi network; exomer complex. The record is from RefSeq and is a predicted model, not a curated record. The coding region runs from base 1 to 1212 and encodes 403 amino acids.
AUGCUCGUCUCCCUGACCGUCGGCAAGGUCGACGCCGGCGUCACCGUCCUCCUGACGCCCGACAAGCGCCUGAUUGAGUUUCCCUCCAUCCUCCUCCCGCCCAAUAUCUCGUCUGGAAGCAUCGUCGACAUCGCCGUCUCGCAAAACACGAGCAAGGAGACGGCCGAGGAGCAACGGUUCCGUGCCCUGCAAGACCGCAUCUUCAACUCGUUUGGCGCCGCCGAGCCCGCUGUCCCCGUCCUGCGCUGCCGCAAUGCCACGCAAACCUCGGUCGUCCUCGAGUGGGACCCCAUCAAGCUUGCCACCGCCGACCUGAUAUCCCUGAGCCUCUACCGCAACGGCCAAAAGGCCGGCAACAUCCCCCGCCCCCUGCAGAUGCACAGCACCAAGAUCAGCGGCCUCGCCGUCGACACCGAGUACACCUUUUACCUCAUCCUCAGGACCAGCGCCGGCACCCGCACCAGCGAAAAGGUGACGGUCCGGACCCACAAGAUGACGGACCUGAGCGGCAUCACCAUCACCACGGGCAUCCUGCCCGGCGCAACAAAGGACAAGCUAGCGCAGGCCGUGGAGCGUAUCGGCGCCAAGAUUGUCGACGGCGUCCGCAUCGACACGACGCACUUUGUCACCACCGAAGGCCGCGGGGCCGCCUGGGAAAAGGCCGUCGAGAACAACAUCCCCGUGGUGCGGCCUGAGUGGGUCGAUGCCUGCGAACACAAUGGCCGCAUCCUCGGCGUCACCAGGUUCUACCUCGACGCUAUGCGCGCGGGGCCCCUGCCCGAAGAGCCGCCCGCCCCGCCCGUGCCGCCCAAGGAAGAGUCCAAGGACGAGCCCAAGGAGGAGUCGCCGCACGAAACGCCCGCCGAAGAGGACCAGAAGCCCGACGGUGGCUACGAAAAGGCCGAAACGGCCGACGACAAGAGCGACCAGACGGCCGACGACGACGACGACUCAGCCGAUGAGCAAGAAACGGAACCCGAGCAAAAAACCAAGAGCUCGCUGGCGGACGAGCAGAAGAUGCGGCUGGAAGAAAAGGAGGAGCACAAGGUGGCGCUGCGGCCCAAGGAGGAGGCGGCGGCGGCGGCUGCAAACGGAUGGAUCAAGAACGAAAGGGAUGCCGAAGAGAAGGCGCGAGAGGAGCAAGAACGCGAGGCUAUGGAAAAGCCGGCGGCAAAUACCGAUGGGUCGUCGUUUCAAGAGGUUGAGUUGUAA